ACUUUGUGGUUUCCCUUGUUUGCGAAGAUAACGAUUAUUUCCGACUCAGCCCAGAAGUGUAGCUGCAGAGCUCCUCGGAGGCGGGAUGGCGGCUCGGACCGCGCUGCUCUUUCUCCUGGGAGCGGCGGGAGUGGGUCCAGUCCCUUCCCAAGGCUCGCAGGGGGACCGAGAACCCGUCUACCGUGAUUGCGUGGCUCACUGCGAGAGGCGCAACUGCUCUGAGGCCGGGCUGCGGCACUUCCGCUCCCGCCAGCCACUCUACAUGAGCCUCACAGGAUGGACCUGCAGAGAUGAUUGCAAAUAUGAAUGUAUGUGGCUGACUGUGGGACUUUAUCUCCAAGAGGGAUCAAAAGUGCCUCAGUUUCAUGGAAAGUGGCCCUUUUCUCGUUUCCUGUUUUUUCAGGAGCCUGCUUCUGCCUUUGCUUCAUUCCUUAAUGGUCUUGCCAAUUUGGUGAUGCUGAACAAAUAUAAAGCCACUGUUCCCCAUUCUUCUCCCAUGUACCACACCUGCAUUGCCUUUUCUCGGGUGUCUUUAAAUGCCUGGUUUUGGUCCAUGAUUUUUCAUACCCGAGAAACAAAUCUGACUGAGAAAAUGGACUAUUUCUGUGCAUCAGCAGUCAUCCUUUACUCUGUGUACUUGUGUUGUGUCAGAACUCUAGGGCUGAAACGUCCGGCUUUUGCCACUGCCUUUGGGGGUUUCCUGCUCCUUUUUCUGGCCUGCCAUGUUUCCUAUUUGACCCUUGUGCGCUUUGAUUAUGGUUACAAUAUGGCUGCCAAUGUGGCAAUUGGCCUUCUCAAUCUCUUCUGGUGGCUGGGUUGGUGUAGGCAGAACCAGCAACGCCUGCCCUAUGUCUGGAAGUGUGUGGUCGUUGUCCUGCUUCUCCAGAUCUUGGCUCUCUUGGAACUCCUGGAUUUUCCACCCCUGUUUUGGGUCUUCGAUGCCCAUGCCAUCUGGCAUAUCAGUACUAUCCCUGUCAAUAUCCUUUUCUACAGUUUCCUGGUUGAUGACAGUCUUUAUCUCCUGAAGGCCAACUCUGAGAUUCUUAAAAUAGAUUAACACCUGUGGCAGAGGAUAACUUGGAAAAAGCCAUGGACUGCCAUCUAUAAAAGAUACCCCAUUGCUUUGAUAUCUAGUACUGAGGAGUUUGAUGUUCUAAGCCCACUUUGCUCUGAUGAUUGGUGGCAAUUUCCUCUCUACUAUUCUGUUUUGACAUCUCAAAAGCUUCCCUUUCAGAAUUCUGUUGCCAUAGUGUGAUAACCUGAUUGCCUUUUUUUUUUUUUUUUUUGCUUGAAUGUAUCGAGACACGCCUCUUGUCUCCCUGGGAUUAUUUUCGGACCUUUCAUUUGCCUUCUUCAGUUCUUCCUACACUUCUCUGAAGAGAGCAGGGAAAGUUUUAUUUAUUUCAUUCGGUUUCUUUUUUCAUUUUUACAAAAGUGGUUUUGUGGGUUUUGGCUGGUCCAAUAGACUGCAUUGAAAGGACUUCACAAGCCACUUUGGAAAAUAAAUGGCAGCAGUAGGUCUGGCAAACCACAAUCCAUUUUUAUGCUGCUGUUGACUUGAAAUCCAGAUGUGCAGACAAGUGGUCUUAUAAUGCUGAUUCACCAAGAAGCUCUCUGUUUUUUCAGCAAGCCAUCAGGAGUUUAGCACUAUGCUCCUUACUUUCUUGUCAGUCAUGAAAAAAGUAGAAAAUGGAUUCUGUACUGCAAUGACUUUUAAAAAAAUCAAUAAUAUGUGGUGCUGAGGUCAACUGUCUUUUGUAUUAUAUAUUCCAUCACAGUAAUCCUUAUUCUUUCUUGACAUGGACAUGGUCAGUCACAUCAUUUCUUAUAAUUAAGUUGCUCCAAAAAUCUUGAGAACACAACCGGCACCAGAUUUAUUGUCAUCAGAAUUAGCUUCCAGCUUAGAGGAGGAAAAUCACGGGGAAUUACUUAAAAAUAUUUUAAUUAAUCUUUUUGGAUUAAUUUGUGAUAUUUUAAUGGCACAAACUAUUCCUAGCAAACUGCAAAAGCUGUUUGAGAAAUUUCAAAAUGAAAUGCAAACCAGAUCUGGAGGGAAAUUAAAUAGCGUUUCUCCUUUUCUCCACAUCAGGUCCUUUUUUAAAAAAAAAUAACGAUACACACACUGGAGAGUGGGGCAACAGUUUUUAUAUAUAUAUAUAUGUAAUAUAAGGCUCAUCUUGCCACAAAAUUCCAUCUUGGUCAGUGUUCUAUUUUUUCUGAAUCAUUUGUCACUCAAAGUCCUGGAGGAAUUUUUCUGUCUUUUCUAUCUACUCUGUUGGGGCUUCUAUGGCUAUGCCCCAUUUCUGGAACAGCCAGAUCCAUCUGUAUUCAAAGACAGGCUGUUCCUAUAGUUUAAAAUUCUCAUUUUUUGGUGUUCGGCCAUUUUCUUUCUUUUAACUGUAGGGAGGCUUAAAUUAAGGGAUGUCUGUCUGAAGAUGACAAAGUGCCUGGAUAAUCAUGUCAAGAAAUGUUGAUCGUUUGCAGAGACAGGUGACCUCAGGAGAUUUUGAUGCUCCUUAAAUUGUCUCACUGCUGAAGCCUUUCAGGGCAUUCAGUUCAGCAACUCUUACAACGCUUAAAAGAACUCCUUACAUGUUGAGUGUGAACACUUGAGCAAUUUUCUGCCUGUGGGAAAAUUAGAAAAAGUAACCGGAGGCCAAAGUGCCUUUUGCUUGAAGAGGAGUGCCAAAGGAUUCAGAAAUUGCCUGUGACCAGUGAAAAAUCAAAAUAAAAUGUGCAAUGGA
Pseudonaja textilis is the source of this 2744-nucleotide messenger RNA. RefSeq names its product post-GPI attachment to proteins phospholipase 3 (gene PGAP3). Gene Ontology annotation, molecular function: hydrolase activity, acting on ester bonds. Gene Ontology annotation, cellular component: endoplasmic reticulum membrane. The record is from RefSeq and is a predicted model, not a curated record. NCBI's taxonomy places the organism in Eukaryota, Metazoa, Chordata, Lepidosauria, Squamata, Elapidae. Gene Ontology annotation, biological process: GPI anchor biosynthetic process.